GGGAGGAUGUGAUUCACAUGCUGAAGACAGAGAAAACCAAACCUGAAGUUUUGGAAGCUCACUAUGGCUCUGCCACCCCAGAGAACGUGCUCCGAGUGCUGCACAGGGAUGCCAUCCUGGCCCAGGAGAAGUCUCUAGGGGAAGAUGUCUAUGAGAAACCCAUUUCAGAGCUGGACAGGCUUGAGGAAAAGCAGAAGGAGACGUACCGGCGCAUGCUGGAGCAGCUGCUGCUGGCAGAGAAGUGCCACCGCCGCACGGUCUAUGAGCUGGAGAACGAGAAACACAAGCACACAGACUACAUGAACAAGAGUGAUGACUUCACCAACCUCUUGGAGCAGGAGCGGGAGAGGUUGAAGAAACUCCUUGAGCAGGAGAAGAUCUAUCAGGCCCGGAAGGAGAAGGAGCAUACAAAGAGACUGAAUAAACUCCGAGAAGAGUUGGUCAAGCUCAAAUCCUUUGCACUCAUGCUGGUGGAUGAAAGGCAAAUGCAUAUUGAACAGCUUGGCCAACAAAGCCAGAAAAUCCAGGACUUGACCCAAAAACUAAAGGAAGAGGAAGAAAAGCUCAAACUUGUUAGUGCAAAAACGAAAGAAGAUGGCCAAAAGCUGCUGAGGUUGGAGGCGGAACUUGACCGCAAGACGUCGUCCUUUUGUCAAGAGCAUGAGGAGAUGAGUGCUAAGCUGGCUAAUCAGGAGUCCCACAACAGGCAGCUGAGGCUGAAACUGGUGGGGCUGACUCGCAGAAUAGAAGAGCUGGAAGAGACCAACAAGAACCUGCAGAAAGCUGAGGAGGAGCUUCAGGAACUAAGAGAUAAAAUCGCCAAAGGGGAAUGCGGGAACUCCAGCCUGAUGGCGGAGGUGGAGAACCUCCGCAAGCGCGUCCUCGAAAUGGAGGGCAAAGACGAGGAGAUCACAAAAACGGAAUCCCAGUGUAAAGAGCUGAAAAGCAAACUGCAGGAGGAAGAGCACCACAGCAAGGAGCUGAAGCUUGAAGUGGAGAAACUGCAGAAAAGAAUGUCGGAACUCGAGAAGCUGGAAGAGGCUUUCAGUAGAAGUAAGUCCGAAUGCACCCAGCUCCACUUAAACCUGGAGAAAGAAAAGAAUUUGACCAAGGACUUGAUAAACGAGUUGGAAGUGGUGAAGACUCGAGUGAAGGACCUUGAGGCAUCCGAGAGCAAGCUGGAAAAGGCUGAAAUAAGCUUAAAGGACGACCUUACAAAGCUGAAGUCGUUUACUGUCAUGCUGGUGGACGAACGAAAAAACAUGAUGGAAAAAAUCAAACAGGAGGAGAAAAAAGUGGAGGGGCUGAACAGGAGUUUUAAAGUCGAGCAAGAGAAAGUUAUGGAUGUAACAGAGAAGCUGAUAGAAGAGAGUAAGAAAUUUCUGAGGCUGAAAUCCGAAAUGGAGGAAAAAGUGUCGAGUUUGACAAAGGAAAGGGAUGAGUUAAUUGGCAGGCUGAGAAGUGAAGAGGAAAGAUCCUCUGAACUGAGCUGCAGGGUUGACCUGUUAAAGAAAAGGAUCGAUGGUAUGGAGGAAGUGGAGAGAGAAAUCACGAGGGGCCGAAGCAGGAAAGGACCAGAGCACGGCUGCCACGAGGACAACAAGAUUAAAGAACUCACUGUGGAGAUCGAAAGGCUGAAGAAACGCCUCAAACAGCUGGAGGUGGUGGAAGGAGAUUUGAUGAAGACAGAAGAUGAGUAUGACCAGCUGGAGCAGAAAUUCAGGACCGAGCAGGAUAAAGCUAACUUUCUCUCCCAGCAGCUGGAGGAGAUGAAGCUCCAGAUCGCCAAAACGAAAGCGAUCGAGAAAGGCGAAGCGGUGAGCCAGGAGGCAGAGCUGCGGCACAGGUUUCGGCUGGAGGAGGCCAAAAGCAGAGACCUGAAAGCGGAAGUUCAGGCUCUCAAGGAAAAAAUCCACGAGCUGAUGAACAAAGAGGACCAGCUCUCUCAGCUCCAAGUCGACUAUUCCGUUCUGCAGCAGAGGUUUGUGGAAGAAGAGAACAAAAACAAGAGCAUGGGGCAGGAGGUUGUGAGCCUAACGCGAGAGCUGGAGCUGUCGAAGCGCUACAGCCGCGCCCUGCGGCCCAGCAUAAACGGGCGGAGAAUAAUGGACGUUCCUGUGACGUCCACCGGCGUGCAAACUGAUGCUGUCAGCAGCGAGGCGGCAGAAGAGGAGACCCCAGCAGUGUUUAUAAGGAAGUCUUUCCAGGAGGAGAAUCACAUCAUGAGCAACCUGCGACAGGUAGGUCUGAAGAAACCCACGGAGCGCUCCUCGGUGCUCGAGAGAUACCCUCCGGCGGCGAAUGAACUUGCAAUGAGGAAGUCUUGGAUACCGUGGAUGAGAAAGAGGGAACCCGGGGCUCCGGCAGCUGCUGACAAAGGAGCCCGAAGCCAGAGCAGCGCGUCUCACCCCGGGGAGGUUGUCCUUUCACCGAAGCAGGGUCAACCUCUUCAUAUCCGGGUGACGCCGGACCACGAGAACAGCACAGCUACUUUGGAGAUCACCAGUCCGACCUCGGAGGAGUUUUUUUCCAGCACCACCGUCAUCCCCACGCUGGGCACUCAGAAGCCACGCAUAACCAUCAUCCCCUCUCCGAACGUCGUGCCACCGAAAGGAAAAGGCGGCGAGAGUCCCAUGGGCCCAGACCGAUCCAUGUCGCCAGUCACUAUAACAACGUUCUCCAGGGAGAAGUCCCCAGAGGGAGGGAGAGGACCUUUCGCGGACAGGCCCGCAUCUCCGAUCCAGAUUAUGACGGUGUCGACAUCCGCGGCCCCGGCGGAGAUCUCCGUCUCUCCGCAGUCACAAGACAUGACCAUGGGCAGGGCCGUCUUCAAAGUAACCCCCGAGAAGCAAACCGUUCCCACUCCCAUCCGCAAGUACAACGCCAACGCCAACAUCAUCACCACAGAGGACAACAAAAUCCACAUCCACCUGGGCUCGCAGUUCAAGCGCUCUCCGGCGGCCGCGCCCGAGGGGGCCAGCCCGCUGAUAACGGUCAGGCCGGUGAACGUCGCGGCGGAGAAGGAAGUGGUGACCGGGACUGUCCUUCGCUCGCCCCGCAACAACCUGGCCCCGCGCCCCGCAGCCAGCAAGGUGACGAGUACCAUCACCAUCACUCCUGCCACAACAUCUGCCACCCGCGGAACACAGUCAGUGACAGGACAGGAUGGGUCGUCCCCGAGACCUGCCCCCACCCGCAUUCCCGUGUCCAAAGAGAGUGUCAUCAUCCACCAGUUACACAUGAACUCCAGAUGAGCUGCAGGCUCUCUGCCGCACUCCCUUCCGUGCCAGCUUGGGUGGAUCGCUGGAGGAGCUCUCUGCCGGCAGCGCCAGGCUCACUUUGUGCUACUGAUUACUCCUGGAAGCGUUUCUUGCUUCCAAUAGGUUUUUAGCUGGGUUGUUUUUAUUGUUACUAUUGUUAUUGCUAUUACUGGUAGAGCUUUAGGGGCGAAGGGCCCUGCUGA
This is a messenger RNA of Dryobates pubescens (Downy woodpecker), 3463 nucleotides long. RefSeq names its product filamin A interacting protein 1 (gene FILIP1). Lineage: Eukaryota; Metazoa; Chordata; Aves; Piciformes; Picidae. The record is from RefSeq and is a predicted model, not a curated record. Bases 18 to 3254 code for a protein of 1078 amino acids. The transcript has 5 exons.